GUUUACGUCUUGCUCCGAAGCGGAAAGUAGGUCACGGCUGGCCCCGCUGAGCGCGGCAGCGCAGAGCGGCUGCAGCUCCUGUCCACCAUGGCCAGGCGCCCGCGGAGCAGCAGAGCGUGGCAUUUUGUCUUGAGCGCAGCCCGCCGGGAUGCGGAUGCCCGGGCUGUCGCUCUGGCAGGGACUGCCAACUGGGGCUACGACUCUGAUGGGCAGCACAGCGACUCAGACUCCGACCCUGAGUGCACGUCCCUGCCGUCGUCAAUCCCCAGCGCCGUGCCGGUGACUGGAGAGUCCUUCUGCGACUGUGACAGCCAGAGCGAGGCCUUCUGCGGCAGCCUGCACACUGCCCACCGGGGCCGGGACUGCCGCUGCGGCGAGGAGGACGAGUAUUUCGACUGGGUCUGGGAUGACCUGAACAAGUCCUCGGCCACCCUGCUGAGCUGUGACAACCGGAAGGUCAGCUUCCACAUGGAGUACAGCUGCGGCACGGCAGCCAUCCGGGGCACCAAGGAGCUGGGGGAGGGCCAGCACUUCUGGGAGAUCAAGAUGACGUCGCCUGUCUACGGCACAGACAUGAUGGUGGGCAUUGGGACGUCGGAUGUGGACCUGGACAAGUACCACCACACGUUCUGCAGCCUGCUCGGCCGGGACGAGGACAGCUGGGGCCUCUCCUACACAGGCCUCCUCCACCACAAGGGUGACAAGACGAGCUUCUCCUCGAGGUUCGGCCAGGGCUCCAUCAUCGGUGUGCACCUGGACACCUGGCACGGGACACUGACCUUUUUCAAGAACAGGAAGUGCAUAGGUGUGGCGGCCACGCAGCUGCAGAACAAGAGGUUCUACCCGAUGGUGUGCUCCACGGCGGCCAAGAGCAGCAUGAAGGUGAUCCGCUCCUGCGCCAGCGUCACGUCCCUGCAGUACCUGUGCUGCUACCGCCUGCGCCAGCUGCGGCCUGGCUCCGGGGACACGCUUGAGGGCCUGCCCCUGCCGCCCGGCCUCAAGCAGGUGCUGCACCACAAGCUGGGCUGGGUCCUCAGCAUGAGUCGCCAGCCUCCUGCACCCUCGCCCGCGGCCAGCGGCCCUGAGCCCCGGCACUGCCAGCGGAAGCGCUGCCGAAGGACCUAGCCUGCUCCCUGAUCGAGACCCCUGGGGCUGGGACGGUGCGGUCCUCACCCCGCCUGUGGACUGCCCCAGGGCCGCCGAGGGGAGGACUGAGCUGAGGUCUGUUCCUCUGCCCCUCUGCUGCCUGAGGAUAGGACAGGCCUCACUGCAGGGGCUCGGGGCUAUCAGCCCUAUGACCCCGAGACCCAGCCUGUGUGUUCCGGUGCUGGGCGUAAGAGCAGCUGCCGCCCCAGUGCAUCUGGGCUCAGGCCUGGGGGGCUGGCAGGGGAGGGGCUCGGGGGCUGUGGUUCACUGCCUGCGAGGAGGACGCUCCUUGAGGUCGGCUCUCCCUGCCACCACCAGCCUCAGGUUUUUCUUAACUUGCUUUGCAUGUCGUCAGCUCUGUUCCUCCUGUCUGAGGCUGAAAGCGACCAUAAUAAACUCUAAGUCUGAUGUC
Odocoileus virginianus texanus is the source of this 1558-nucleotide messenger RNA. It is a transcript of the gene SPSB3, whose product is annotated as splA/ryanodine receptor domain and SOCS box containing 3. Gene Ontology annotation, biological process: proteasome-mediated ubiquitin-dependent protein catabolic process. Lineage: Eukaryota; Metazoa; Chordata; Mammalia; Artiodactyla; Cervidae. The record is from RefSeq and is a predicted model, not a curated record. Gene Ontology annotation, molecular function: protein binding. Gene Ontology annotation, cellular component: SCF ubiquitin ligase complex.